AUGGGGUCGUCACAUUCUUCACAAACCAAAAUAAUAGUAUCAACCAAACAGGAUUUGAUCAAAGAAAAUCCAUCAAUAUUGAAGCUAAAAAAUUGCGCAAAUAUUGAAAAAAUUGGACAAUAUGAAGUUCCUAUAGGAGAGAAAUUUUAUGGAGUGAGACAAGUUUCGGGUAAUGGCAAUUCUGAAAUAAUAAUGACAAUACUAACUGAAUACGAAUGCAAUAAGCAUGAAAAAAUAAGACAACAAAUUGUAAAUCAACAUGAAAUUGUCCCAAUAUGGGAUACAGGUGAUUAUGACAUGUUUUUGAAAUAUUCAAUUUCUCCCAAAGGAACCUGUAAUUUGAAUGAAUAUUUAACUUAUUAUGAACCUAAUUUGGAAGAAUCUUUGAAAAUUUAUAGUCAAAUAGAAAAAGGACUUCUUAAAUUACAUUCCAUGAAUAUUAUUCAUGGAAAUUUAAAACCUGAAAACAUUUUAUUUUUCGAAGAGGACUUUACAUUUAAAUUAUUCGAUUUCAAAUAUUCUGUGCUAGACAACCAGCCAUCAGAAUUCAGACACAGCAAUGAGUAUACAGCUCCAGAGGUAUUAUUGGCAUCUCAAAUAGUGGAUAAAUCUGCAGACUUAUUUAGUUUGGGAUGUAUAUUAUUCAAAUUGCUUACUAGACAGCCUCUUAGGAUUAAGGGAGAAACUUUUGCUCAAAUGAUGAUUCGUGAAAAGCGCCGGAUUGGGGUGGGAAAAUAUAUUGACGAAACAACGAAGGAGAUAAUGGGUUUACAUUCUAACCUUCUCGAACACUUAAAAGCUUUGUUGUCAGUUACAAAUCCAUCAGAGGCAGGUAUUCCACCACCUGCUGUUAUUAAAACUGCACUAACAUUUUUAGAAAGGGAUCGGGUUGAAACGGUCAAGAAAAAGUUAGAGAAAUAUUAUGAUUUCUUGAAAAAGAAUAAUAGAACUCCCAAAGAUGCUAGAAUGACAGGCGAUUUGGAAGUGGAUGCCCAAAACUUGGUCUGUGAAGAUAGAUUACUAAAUAGGGAAUUUAUGAGUUCUAUUGUAAACCUAAAAUCAAACAAAGUUAAUUGUGAACCAUUUCUGCGAGUCAAGUUGUUGAUUUCUGAUUUAGGUAAUAGUCCUUUUAUGACCAAGUUAAUGAGCUACUUUUCAAAUGCUGAUAUGGGAAUUGUUCAUACUGGCCUUUUAAUUGGUGAAUGGAAGAUUGAAUGGGUCAACUCAUCAACUGUUAGUAUAAGGAGUGAACAAAUCGAAUCUGACAAGACACUUGCAAUAAUUGACAUUGGAGAAAUACGUGGUGCUGAAAAUGUUAAGCAAACAUUUAGAAAGUUGACAGAAAUUAUUUGUAAAUAUAAUGGAUCAGUUCAAUAUCACCAAUUCAAAGCCAAUUGCCAACAUUUCACAUCUGAGGUACUAUCUGCUUUGAAUUUGCAACUUCCAAAGAGUGAAUGCUUUGACAAGUAUUUUGAUAAUUUAAGGAAUGGCAAGGUUGACCGAGCAUUCUCUAAAACUUUAAGAGAUUCCAAUGGUCCAACAACUACAAGUACUUUCUUAAAGUUAUGUAAUAAUAGUACUAGGCCAUAUGUUACCUCUGAAUCUUAUGGUGUAGAGAAUGAAAAUCAAGAAUAUGAUGUUCAAAUUCCAAUAGAAAGCUGGAGAUUAUCACAAGCCGAAUUUAAAGGUGUUGAGAUGGCCAAGAAAAAGAUUAGAGUAUGCCUUAAAGAAUUCAACAUUACACCAGAGAAGGUCGGAUACAGUGAAAGUUUAGAUUUGGAAGCUCAAAGAUAUGUCUGUGAAGACAGAUUCAUGCAUUUUCACUUUGUUCGUCCUACAAUGAAGAAAAAUUCAAGAAUUGUUUCCAAUAUUCCUGCAGUUGUGAGAGUCAAGUUAUUGGUUUCAUCUUUAGGAAAACACGAAUUAACCAAGAAGGCAAUGGCUACAUUCGCAGCCAUUCUUAAUGUAAAUAAUUAUGGCGUUGUUCACACAGGAAUCUUAAUUGGAGAAUGGAAAAUUGAAUGGUAUGAUAAUUCAUUGGUGAGAGUUGAGUGCGAUUCAGACCAGAAACUUGAUACUAAUAAUACCAUUGCAGCCAUUGAUAUUGGAGAAAUUGCUGGAGCUGACAAUGUCAAGAAGGCAUUCGAAUUGAUUACAAAAAUUUCAUGCAAUUACAAUGCAACCAAGAAUUAUUCAUUAUUAGGGGCUAAUUGCCAACAUUUCGUUUCAGAUUUAUUAGAGGCAUUGAAUUUGACACUUCCAGUGAGUGAAUCUUUCAAAAUUUAUUUUGACAAAUUGAAAAGAGGAGAAACUGACAGAACUUUCUUUGUGAAUGAAAAUUUGGCAACAUUAUUUAAAACAUGCAACAUUACAAACCCUUAUAUUGGUUUGAAGAACAUUACAUUCGAGAAUAGAAAAUCGUUGGAUGAAUUUUGUCAUUUUCUUGAACAUAUCAAAUAUUUUGACAUUGAGGCAGGUCAAAGUGAUUUUUGGCUUUUGAAGGCAUUUGAUAGGUCAUUUGUUUUGGUUGGGGAGGAUGAAAUUUGUCUUACUUUUGAUUCUACAGGAGUCAAAGAGAAUGGAUUCUUCACAACUAAUGGAGGAAGAGAUCAAGAUUCCAUCACUCAUAUUAAGUACAGUGUUAAAGAUGUUGAUUUCAGUGAUUGUGUAUUAAAGAGGUAA
Molecule: messenger RNA, 2682 nt
Organism: Naegleria gruberi
Lineage: Eukaryota; Heterolobosea; Eutetramitea; Acrasida; Naegleriidae
Exons: 1
Coding region: 1-2682 (893 amino acids)
Biological process (GO): protein phosphorylation; mitotic DNA damage checkpoint signaling
Cellular component (GO): cytoplasm; nucleus
Molecular function (GO): ATP binding; protein serine/threonine kinase activity
Source: RefSeq, a predicted model, not a curated record